Messenger RNA from Nematolebias whitei (Rio pearlfish), 2013 nucleotides. RefSeq names its product solute carrier family 11 member 2 (gene slc11a2). Gene Ontology annotation, molecular function: iron ion transmembrane transporter activity; manganese ion transmembrane transporter activity; cadmium ion transmembrane transporter activity. Gene Ontology annotation, biological process: metal ion transport. Gene Ontology annotation, cellular component: plasma membrane. Bases 203 to 1894 code for a protein of 563 amino acids. The transcript has 17 exons. Lineage: Eukaryota; Metazoa; Chordata; Actinopteri; Cyprinodontiformes; Rivulidae. The record is from RefSeq and is a predicted model, not a curated record.
UGAUGCGCAUGCGCAAUGUACGUUUAGUCUACCGACUUUGAGACUAGCUGUAAAACACGUUUAUUUAGCUUAAUGUUUAAACAAAUGGUGUCAAUUUGUAAUUGGCCUUAAUAUUUAUCACACGAACUGUUAUUUCGACUUCUGAGAAGUACACGCAGGGGAGGCUGAUAUUCAUCCCUCAGUUUCCCGGGAGUCGUGCAGCAUGACGACGAACAAACAAGAUGGAGACCUCCUGGAAGAGGAUUCCUGGCAGGAGAAUGGAGUCCACACAAACCAUUACAGCUCCAUCUCUCCUCCUGCCUCACCUGUGGCUCAAGAAGAACCCUUCUCUACAUAUUUUGAGGAGAAGGUGCACAUUCCAGAGGCUCCCAACACGAUAUUCAGCUUCCGUAAACUCUGGGCCUUCACUGGACCAGGGUUUUUGAUGAGUAUUGCUUACUUGGAUCCAGGGAACAUCGAGUCAGACCUGCAAUCUGGAGCUAAAGCUGGUUUUAAGCUCCUAUGGGUGCUCCUCGGAGCCACCAUCAUCGGGCUGCUGUUACAGAGGUUAGCUGCACGUCUCGGAGUCGUCACGGGGAUGCAUUUAGCUGAAGUCUGCAACCGCCAGUAUCCCACCGUUCCUCGGAUCAUCUUGUGGUUGAUGGUCGAGCUGGCAAUUAUCGGUUCAGACAUGCAGGAAGUCAUCGGCUGUGCCAUAGCUUUUAAUCUUCUCUCUGUGGGCAGGAUCCCGCUGUGGGCAGGAGUUCUUAUCACUAUCACAGACACUUUUGUGUUUCUCUUUUUAGACAAAUAUGGUCUGAGGAAACUUGAAGCUUUCUUUGGCUUUCUGAUUACUGUAAUGGCUAUUAGUUUUGGCUAUGAGUAUGUGUUAGUGAAGCCGGAUCAGGGAGAGGUUCUGAAGGGGAUGUUCAUGCCGUACUGUGCUGACUGCGGACCCGUGCAGCUGGAGCAGGCUGUGGGAAUUGUAGGUGCUGUCAUCAUGCCCCACAACAUCUAUCUGCACUCAGCGCUGGUCAAGUCUCGGGAAGUGGACCGCAAUAAAAAGGAGGACGUAAAAGAAGCCAAUAAAUACUUCUUCAUCGAGUCAGCCAUCGCUCUCUUCAUCUCCUUCCUCAUCAACGUGUUUGUUGUUGCCGUCUUUGCUGAGGCCUUUUACAAUAAAACCAACAUCCAGGUGAACGAAAUGUGCAAUGCGACCGGCAGCACUCAUGCAGACCUCUUUCCCCUCAACAACGGCACUCUGGAGGUGGACAUCUACAAAGGGGGAGUGGUGCUGGGCUGCUUCUUUGGUCCUGCAGCUCUCUACAUCUGGGCCAUCGGGAUUCUGUCAGCUGGUCAGAGCUCCACCAUGACAGGAACGUACUCUGGGCAGUUUGUGAUGGAGGGUUUUCUGAACCUGAAGUGGUCUCGUUUUGCUCGGGUGCUGCUGACUCGUUCCAUCGCCAUCACUCCUACACUGCUGGUUGCCAUUUUUCAGGACGUUCGGCAUCUAACGGGGAUGAACGACUUCCUCAAUGUGCUUCAAAGCAUGCAGCUUCCAUUUGCUUUGAUCCCGAUCCUAACCUUCACCAGUCUGACCUCCAUAAUGAACGACUUUGCGAACGGAAUGGUAUGGAAGAUUUCCGGAGGCCUGGUCAUCCUGGUGGUUUGUGCAAUCAACAUGUACUUUGUGAUUGUUUAUGUGACCGCGCUGAACAGCGUGCUGCUCUACGUUUUUGCUGCUCUCCUCUCCGUGGGAUACCUGUGCUUUGUCAGCUACCUGUCGUGGCACUGUCUGGUUGCCUUGGGGGUUUCCUGCCUGGACUGUGGCAGCAGGAUACCAGCGAGUCUGUCCCGCCACACGGACAUUUUCUUACUGAACGAUGUGGAUUUUGAUACAGAUGUCAACAGAUAAAAGGACCUGGAGUGGGAACUACACACAACCUGCGUGAAACAAGAGACCACUGAACUUUGGCCAGUAUGUUUUUGCCUUCACUUCACAGCGUUUCCUUAAAGUUCAACCACAGACUGCGC